This is a messenger RNA of Meira miltonrushii, 150 nucleotides long. RefSeq lists its product as uncharacterized. NCBI's taxonomy places the organism in Eukaryota, Fungi, Basidiomycota, Exobasidiomycetes, Exobasidiales, Brachybasidiaceae. The record is from RefSeq and is a predicted model, not a curated record. Gene Ontology annotation, biological process: mitochondria-nucleus signaling pathway; regulation of nitrogen utilization; negative regulation of transcription by RNA polymerase II. The annotation marks the transcript as partial. The transcript has a single exon. Gene Ontology annotation, cellular component: cytoplasm.
AAUGUACCGGAAGUUGGAUUACCACAAUCUCCCCGUACGACCAGAAGAAAUAUGCUGAAAGAUGAACUUUCAGAAAGUUUACGUCAAAACUUGUUAUGGGAAAGACAAAGUCGCAAUCGAAUGUUGGGUAUUGGAGGUAAUCGAGUUGCA